This is a messenger RNA of Microthlaspi erraticum, 1674 nucleotides long. The record is from the annotation of a GenBank genome assembly. NCBI's taxonomy places the organism in Eukaryota, Viridiplantae, Streptophyta, Magnoliopsida, Brassicales, Brassicaceae.
AUGUCGAAGCAAACAUACAAAGUCUGUUUCUGCUUCAGCCGGAGGUAUCGGCACACGGUGUCGGUUGCUCCGGAUGAGAUCAAGACCGUUUUCGACAAUUACUCCGACAGAGGUCUCAUGACCGUCGAUCUUCUCCAUAGGUUUCUAAUCGAUGUUCAGAAACAAGAUCAAGCGACGAGAGAGGAAGCUCAAGCCAUUGUCAAUGCAUCAUCUUCUCUUCUUCAUCGAAGGGGUCUCUCUCUUGAUGCUUUCUUCAGAUACCUCUUUGGUGUCGAUAACUCUCCUCUUGCUUCUCAUGAGGUGAAUCAAGACAUGGAUGCUCCAUUAUCACAUUAUUUCAUAUUUACAGGGCAUAAUUCAUAUUUAACUGGUAAUCAGUUGAGUAGUGACUGUAGUGAAGUGCCUAUAAUAGAAGCAUUGAAGAAAGGUGUCAGGGUUAUUGAAUUGGAUCUAUGGCCAAACUCCGAUAAAGAUGAUAUCGAUGUUCUUCAUGGAAUGACUCUUACAUCACCUGUGAAGCUGAUCAAAUGUCUAAAUGCUAUAAGAGAGCACGCCUUUGAUGUAUCUGAUUAUCCAGUUGUUGUAACUCUUGAAGAUCAUCUUACUCCCAAUCUCCAGGCUAAAGUUGCUGAGAUGAUUACUGAAGUGUUUGGAGAAAUGUUGUUUACUCCUCCUCCCGGAGAAUGCUUAAAGGAGUUCCCAUCACCAGCGUUUUUGAAAAAGCGUAUCAUCAUCUCAACUAAACCUCCCAAAGAAUACAAGAAACCAAAAGAUGAGGAUGAUGAUGGUUUGAAUAAAAAGAAUGAUUUGAAUGGAGAUGAUGACGAAGAAGACGACGACGAUGAUGAUGAUGAGGAUACUAAGAAGAAUGCACCACCGGAAUACAAGAAUCUGAUUGCAAUCCAGGCUGGUAAACCGAAAGGAGGAAUGGUUGAAUGCUUGAAAGUGGAUCCUGAUAAAGUAAGACGGCUUAGCUUGAGUGAAGAACAACUCGAAAAGGCCUCAGAAAAAUAUGCCAAAGACAUUGUCAGGUUUACUCAGAGGAAUAUGCUUCGGAUUUAUCCAAAAGGAACAAGAAUUACUUCAUCAAAUUACAAUCCACUGGUUGGAUGGAGCCAUGGUGCUCAAAUGGUGGCUUUCAACAUGCAGGGACAAGGAAAAAAAUUGUGGGUAAUGCAAGGAAUGUUUAGAGCCAAUGGAGGGUGUGGAUACAUCAAGAAACCCAGUAUUUUGCUAAAACCCGACGCCAUAUUUGACCCGGAAGCUCCAUUACCUGUAAAAACAACACUAAGGGUAACUUUAUACAUGGGAGAAGGAUGGUACUACGAUUUUCCGCACACACACUUUGAUCGAUACUCUCCACCUGAUUUCUAUACGAAGGUCGGUAUCGCUGGAGUUCCGGCGGAUAAAGUAAUGAAGAAGACGAAAACGUUAGAAGACAGUUGGAUACCAUCUUGGGACGAGGUUUUUGAGUUCCCAUUAACGGUUCCAGAGCUUGCUCUUUUGCGUAUAGAGGUGCAUGAGUAUGAUAUGUCUGAGAAAGACGAUUUUGGAGGCCAAACUUGCUUGCCGGUUUGGGAGCUGAGGCAAGGAAUACGUGUCGUUCCUCUGCGUAAUCAGGAUGGGGUCAAGUGUAGAUCCGUGAAGCUUCUUGUGCGGUUGGAGUUUGUGUGA